Messenger RNA from Gloeophyllum trabeum ATCC 11539, 312 nucleotides. RefSeq lists its product as uncharacterized. Lineage: Eukaryota; Fungi; Basidiomycota; Agaricomycetes; Gloeophyllales; Gloeophyllaceae. Bases 1 to 312 code for a protein of 103 amino acids. The transcript is spliced from 2 exons. The record is from RefSeq and is a predicted model, not a curated record.
AUGGUGACUCGUAUGCGUCCGCACCUUCGGUAUCUUGACGGAAACAAGGGGGACGAGAUAGCUCCGGACCAACUUGCACGCCUGUAUCAGAUUAUUGCGGAGCUGCGGGAGCAGUCGAUCCUGGCUCGUGAAAAUGUGGUAAGCCUCCGGGAGGAAAAUACGCGGUUCCAUUGCGAGUUGGAUGAGGCGCAGAGGGUGAAUGAUCAGGCGCGGCAGGAAGUGUGGAAGGCCAUCGAGGAGUCGCGCGUGGUGGAGAAGACUCUGGACAGUGAGGGAGAGGUACGGGGUCGUGCUCCGAGCCCUUCCUCCUAA